Lycium barbarum (goji berry) is the source of this 1435-nucleotide messenger RNA. Its product is annotated as 1-aminocyclopropane-1-carboxylate oxidase homolog 1-like. The transcript is spliced from 3 exons. NCBI's taxonomy places the organism in Eukaryota, Viridiplantae, Streptophyta, Magnoliopsida, Solanales, Solanaceae. The record is from RefSeq and is a predicted model, not a curated record. The coding region runs from base 133 to 1269 and encodes 378 amino acids.
AGAUCUACCUUUGGAGUCUGAUAUCCCAAAAAAGCUAUAGGAAAAUAUCAAUUGUCUUAUAACAUCCCUCAUAUUUCAUAAGAAAUCUUGCUUGCAUAGUCAAGAGUUGGGUUUUCCUCUAAAGAAAAGAAGAUGCUUGGCUCAAAUACUGGUAGAAUUGAUCAAAAUGAUAGUUUGGAAUAUGAUAGGAAAAAAGAUCUUCAAGCCUUUGAUGAUUCAAAGGCUGGUGUAAAGGGACUUCGGGAUGCUGGGGUCACAAAGUUACCGCGUAUAUUCUUGCACAACCAGUAUGUCAAUGAAAAGAAAUACAAGUAUACCGAUGAUGUAAUUACUAAGUUUAGCAUUCCAGUCAUAGAUCUUGAAAGCUUGGGCCAAACCGCAGCUCAUCGAGCUGAUAUAGUUCGAGAAAUAAAAGAUGCUUGUGAAAACUGGGGAUUUUUCCAGAUUGUCCACCAUGAAAUCCCUUCAAGUGUCAUGGAGAAAGCACUAGAAGGCGUUCGCCAUUUUCACGAGCAGGAUUCUGAGGUGAAGAAAGAGUUCUACUCCCGUGAUAUGACGAGGAAGUUCGCCUAUAAUAGCAAUUUUGAUCUAUACAAAGCACCAACAGCUAAUUGGAGGGACACUAUUAACUGUGUCAUGGCUCCUAAUCCUCCUGAUCCCGAAGAAAUGCCAGAGGUUUGCAGAGAUGUUUUGAUCAAAUAUACGGAGUGUAUAAUGAAAUUGGGGCUUACUCUAUUUGAGUUACUCUCUGAGGCUCUAGGAUUCAACCCGAAUCACUUUAAAGACAUGGAUUGCACUGAGGGGCUUGUCCUCGCUUGCCAUUAUUAUCCGGCAUGCCCUGAACCAGAUCUCACUUUAGGCCUUAGCGGUCACACAGAUAGCGGCUUCUUGACAAUUCUAUUACAGGAUCAAAUUGGUGGACUCCAAGUCUUUCAUAAGAAUCAAUGGGUUGAUGUUCCUUUCUUACCUGGAGCUCUAAUUAUCAACAUUGCAGACCUUAUGCAGCUAAUCACGAAUGAUAAGUUCAAAAGCGUUCAUCACAGAGUGCUGGCUAAAAAUGUAGGACCAAGAAUUUCUGUGGCAAGUCUUUACAGGAUGCAUUUUCAAGAAGGUAGUGAAUCGAGACUAUAUGGGCCAAUUAAGGAGUUGUUAUCAGAAGAAAAUCCUCCAAUCUACCGGGAAACAAGCAGAAAAGAGUAUAUCGCAUGUCUAUACAACAAAGGGCUCGAUGGAACUUCUUUAUUGUCAAAUUUCAAGUUACAGAAAUAGUCAUAGGAUUUGCAGAAAUGUUUGGCUAUGGUAUUCUGCUCCUGAAUUCCAUCAAGUAAUAUUAUUUUUCCUAUUGGCAUCUUUUAGUAAUUAAAUAAGGAUUGAGAAGAGUGGUUUCUUGAACACAAAAUAAAUAUAAAAAAAUUAUCAAACUAUGUUAAGUACA